Hibiscus syriacus is the source of this 423-nucleotide messenger RNA. Its product is annotated as cytochrome b-c1 complex subunit 9-like. The transcript has 3 exons. Lineage: Eukaryota; Viridiplantae; Streptophyta; Magnoliopsida; Malvales; Malvaceae. The coding region runs from base 101 to 322 and encodes 73 amino acids. The record is from RefSeq and is a predicted model, not a curated record. Gene Ontology annotation, biological process: mitochondrial electron transport, ubiquinol to cytochrome c.
UCAGUCACAGAGCAAAAUUCAUCUCUUCGUCUACGUCAUCUCUGCAAACCCUAAUCGCAGAUCCCAGCAAAAGAGAUUCCCUCUACGUUAGCCAACUUUCAUGGAUUACGCGUCUAGGAGAAGAGGUCCAGGAGGCCUUUUUGAAGGCCUUUACAGAGUCAUAAUGCGACGUAACUCCGUCUACGUUACCUUCGUCAUCGCUGGCGCUUUCCUCGGCGAACGGGCUGUGGAUUAUGGAGUUCAUAGGCUCUGGGAGUACAACAAUGUUGGGAAACGGUACGAAGACAUUCCGGUGCUAGGACAGAGGCAAUCAGAGGAAUGAAAUCAUCAUUCUGUUUCUGGGUAUUUUUAAGUUGUUUUUGAGAAUUGGUCUGAGCAUAUGCCUGUUAAGUAUCAAUGCUCAUAGUUGAAAUAAAAUGUUAU